UCUUGUAUUGUACAUUAAACCGUUUUCUUCAUUAAUAUGGAUGACAUUGAUUUAGGGGUGACGGUGAACAGUCUGCAUCCAGGUAUUGUGAUGACGGAAGCCAUGAGGAAUUAUAACGUAAUUUUACGAUUCGUAUUUUAUAUCAUCGGAUUGUUCUUCUUCAAGGUAAGAACAAGAGUUCAGAGCUCUGCUUACACAGAGAUAGGUUGGUCACUGAGGUAUGUUGAUCUCACUAUACAGGGUGUGGUUUAUACAGAGUGAGGUUGGUCACUGAGGUAUGCUUGUAGCGGAGCCCUAGUCCUAGCAGGGACUCUUCUCCACUGGAUCCACCAAAGUAUAACCAGGAACAAUAAGCAGCCAAGGAAUAUCCCACCUCCUUCCCAGAGACUGGACGACACACAUUUCUGGGAGUACAACUGAACUUUAUUGUCACAUACAUGGCUUUUAUGCCCAGUCCCACGAAAGGGGUUUCACAUACAAUAAUGCAGGGAUUUCAAUCCCAGGAUCCUCUGUGCCUGAGAGAUAAUUGCCUUAGAAAACUCCUCUAAUUUAAUUAUCUCCCAAGUACAGAAGAUCCAACAAAAUAUCCUGUACCCCAAAAAGUACCUCAACCAUACCCAGGAACCCCAAACUCCAUAAAAAGUACAUUCCCAGAUAGCCCCGAUCUGAGUGUCCAACAUAUCCAAGAAUCAUUCAGAUUGGUUUGGCAGAACGGGAAUGCCACCGUGGUAAACUUUUGAUCGGCCAGACACGAGGCACUAGCCCAAAACAUUUCCAGAGAAAUAGGUGUUCUUGCCAGUCUCAGUUCGUGAGGUACCCGUGCGAACACCAUACAAAGCAAUCUCUUAUUUUCAGGUUACAAAUGCUCCCCCUGUUUGGUAGUUCAUAUCCCUUGAACGUUGUUCGUGUAGGUGGUCGAGAACUGGAACAGGCAGUGGUCUAAGGUUUACCUAGCCGAAAAAAGUUCCAGGCACUCAAUGACCACGUACUGCUGUCCACGUUCGGGAGACAAGAUGGCCGCCAUUCUCUCUGCCAUAUGUUCUGUUAUGCCCAGUCCCAUGCAAGAGGUUUUACACACAAUAAUGCAGGGGUUUCAAUCCCAGGAUCCUCUGUGCCUGAGGGAUAAUUGCCUGAGAAAACUCUUCUAAUUUUAUUAUCAGUCAGGUACAGAAAAUCCAACAUCCAAGAAAAACUAAACAAGGAUUGUAAAAAGAGUACCAGAUACCAGAAGCCAUGGUCAGACAUCAGAACAGAGCAGAGCAGUUCCUGACAGUGGUCCUCAUUUGGGAGACGAAAGGAUUCCGUGUGUAUGAAGUCUCCCGAAUGGAAAUAUACAAAACACACAAAACAAAAGGGGGCAAACAUAUGAAAGGUGUCAGUUCUGUAACCGCAGGUGGUUCCCUUAUUUACCACUACAAUGUCUUAAAGCAUAGAACUUAGUAGGGCUAACCACACAGAUAUCUUAGCCAUAAUUUUAUAUAGUCAGUAAGAGAUCCUCUAUUUAACAUAUAUAAAUUAUUGAGAAUACAAUAUAAAAUAAGGAUUGUCUUGGAAGCAAUGACGUUUUGUCUUUUUGAUAUUUAUUUUAUAAAAAUAUAAAUAUAGACAUAUAAAAUCCAUUAUAGCAGAGUUUAUAAGAUUAAAUUACAUGCUUGCAAAUAUCAUUAAUAGGUUAACAUACCCUUCUGAACAUGUCAUCGUGUCAGCCUCUCUGUCAUUUUAAGAAGGAGCAGCGUCUGUCUCCAAGUCUCUCCUCUGUGUCUUAACAUUUACCUUAGGUGUCUCCAUUUUAGGGUUACCGUAGUUCAUAUAUGAAAAAGUAACCCUUCUUUUACUUUAUUCAUUUUAGGACCUCCCUUAACUUGGCAAACAUACAAGGCCAUAACUAAAGGGUGUAUACGUCAUGGAAAUUUUCCUGACUUAGUUCAAGAUGGCAUCUUAAAUUCUGAAUAGGUUAUCUGUUGUUUAUACUAAGACGUAAGUGUACAGUCGUGGGAGAUUCCCGGAUUUGGGGAAGUUCCAUUAACUUGAGGUUACAACAGUAUAUUGUGUAGUGCAAGAGUCAUAGUAUAGCCUUGAUGCUUGUUUAUGCAUUAUUGUUAUUGUAAUUCGUCUGGGACAAAAUGGCGCAAACAUAUUAUGCACUGGGGUUAUUGCUUAAAGAAACAGUUAUGAAAAACAAUAUGUUCCAUUUCUAACACCUUGUCAAUUUGCAAUAUCUCUUAAAGACAAAGUACACAGUUUAAGAAAUGCAACAUUUAAUUCUAAAACUUGUAAUAUUUGCAUUUGCCCAUAACAGUUCUGCCACAGGGGGGUACGGACAGCUGAGAAAGGGGAAUAAAAGUGUCUAGCAAGCGUCUCUUCAGCUACAAGCUGACAUUCACUAUACCGGCACGAUUUAUAGAGUGUGAGGUUGGUCACUAAGGUAGAACAGGGAACAGCAAAUACAAGGUGCGCUAAGUGGAACAAAUGAGAGAUAAUAUAUACAGAAAGAGGGAAGAACAAAAAAAAAAAAGUCUCUGAAAAUGCAAUGUGGACCUUGGAUAGGUAUUCUUUGGUUCUUGAUUGGGUCCUCAGUAGUUGAUAUGAAAAACAAAAGCAAAGACAGGGAGGAACCAAUAGUGCAAAACCGUGCAAAACCAAUAGUGCAAAACACAGAAAUAGAGAAGUGCCAACUCACAAUAUACAGAGCUAUGUCCAGUGGUACUUUUAUUUUAACAAAAUCAUAAAAACACAGCCUAUUUUUGGGGAAACGCGUUGUGUUUUUAUGAUUUUGCUAAUAUAAAAGUAUUUUUAGACUACCUAUCUUUUUUAUCCAGUUUUAUCCUGGCUGAUUUUAUAUUACUCUAAAGAUCCAGUACUACAAAAGAAAUCCUAGGUGGUGAUUAUUCCCCUCACACCUGGUUCAUUGAGCAGUGUGGCUGCUCUAUACACUGUAAGUAUGUUUCGUUUUACCUUUUACUUCUAUUUUAUCUACUGAGAACACUAUGGGCCCUCUUUUGUGCUUUUUUCUUUCAUAAGUCCUGCAUUACAAAUAUCGCUAGAAGAAUAUCCUACAUGUGGGGAGUUUAAAUACCACUGGACAUAGCUCUGUAUAUUGUGAGUUGGCACUUCUCUAUUUCUGUGUUGUCCGUGACACCAUCUCCUAACGGUUUUGCACUAUUGGUCCCUCCCUGUCUUUGCUUUUGUUUUUCAUAUCAACUACUGAGGACCCAAUCAAGAACCAAAGAAUACCUAUCCAAGGUCCACAUUGCAUUUUCAGAGACUUUUUUUUUGUUCUUCCCUCUUUCUGUAUAUAUUAUCUCUCAUUUGUUCCACUUAGCGCACCCUGUAUUUGCUGUUCCCUGUUCUCCCAGAUUUGUUGAAGGGUUUGAGGGUUGCCCUUCCCCUUAGGUGUGCAGCUCCAGCCACCCCUGUGAUUAGUACUGUAGGGCUGUUCCACCCCAAUUUUUUCUGUUACUGGUCACUAAUAUAAGUUGACGUUCACUAUACAGGAUGUUGUUUAUUCAGAGUGAGGUUGGUCACUGAGGUAAGAUGACGUUCACUAGACAGGCGCUGUAUAUUGAGAAUGAGGUUGGUCAUUAAGUUAAGUUGACAUUCACUAUACAGGGUGCUGAUGUAGUGGGCUCCGAGUAACCAGACUCGUUACCUCUGCUAGUUCUCCUCUCAGCCAGACUAAAACCGUUGUGUGAUUAAGCUCGUAUCCCCCCAGUAACUAGACAAGACAUAAUUCUGAGAGUCAUCUGGUUUAUUCAGGCCAAACACUCUCAGUUUAUACGCAGACCCCCAGCAGGGGGUCUCCAUACAGAAACAUAGCAAGCCACUCCCAGGCAUCCCUGUGUCUGGGAGAUAAUUGAGUCAGAAACUAUCAUUCAAUUAUCUCUCAGUUACAGGGAAACAUAUAGUAUUUAUACAACAAAAGUACCCCCAAUAUUAACAGGAACCCCAAAAGAGUCAUGUGGCGGACCCACUACCUGUCCCUGAUUUGCCUGUCUUUACAUUGUGUGUGUUUUCCCCAUUCUUUUGUUUAUUGUGCCGACUCACCAUUCGGGAGGUCUUCCACGAAGGGAAUCCAUUCACCCUCCAAACGGGGACCGCCCCAAUCCCUCAUUUGGAAUGUUAGGAUAGAAUGUUCACACAACCUAAGUGUCAAACCGCAAACUGCAAAGAGAAACAAUUAAUGAGUGCUUCCCCCAGGCGGUCGCCAUUCAUACAGGCGAAUGCCACCAGGGAGAGCAUUUGUGGAACGUUCACACCAAAUAAUCAGAAUGUUCGCUCACCCCAAAAGGAGAUGCUUCCCUUGUCUGGGUUUUACCCCAGGACCUCGCGAAUGGAGCUUAGUCAGUUGAGGGGCCGAGGCAAGGGUCCCUGAGGUUAGUGUGGGCACUUUUGGGGUACUGGCGAGUUUGGCGGGCUCUGAGGGAGAAAAAGACCAUCUCUUUUCCCACAGGCGGGCUUUUCUAUGCUUGGGAGACAAAGGGACGGUCCCUUUUUUCCACGCUGAGACUCCCAGACACCGAGGCUCUUGGGAAGAAGACCCCUGGUGGUUGGUGUGGGAAUCUAUGUGAGUUUAGUGGCAGGCUUUGGGGACAAAGAGGACAGAGUCCUUUCCAGCGCUAGGGACCCAGGGAGGGGGAGGAUCCUGGGAGGCGACCUUGUAGGUUUUGUUUUAUCCACUCCUUGCAGGUGGUAUGCAUAAAUUGUGUCAUACCUCCUGGACUGUGUGUUGACCUGUUACUGCAGGGAAAAGUGUCUAUUUGUCCUUUACAUGGUUCCUGACCGGCUGAAGGAAGGGAAUUAGUGGAGGUUGUAACAGGACUGCCGCUGAACUGUUAAUUUCCCUGGUUUCCUUGUUGUGUGUGUACUGUCUUGGCCUCCAUUUCAUGUAUUUUCCCUAUUGUGCUCCUGUAGUUUACUCUGUGUGUUCGUCUAAACUGCCUGCUCCCCGUUCGGGAGGACCGCCAUGAAGGGAAUCCAUUCACCUCAAAAACGGAACCACCUUGAAACCUCAUUUAGAAUGUUGUUUUAGAACGUUUGCACCUUGUAAAGAGGUGUAAAAACCGCAAACCGCUAGGGAAGCCUUGGCUCGUGCCUUCCCUGGGUGGAAGCCUCGUUCGUUAGACGAAUACCAUCCAAGGGGAGCAUUCAUGAAUUGCUUCCCACCUGUCAAGCCGCCACACACUAAGGGGAAUGCUGCCGAUCUCUUACCUGCCUUAUUGCCAUAUCGCGGUCCAGUGGCAUUCCCACGUGGUUAUGGGAAUGCCGCCCAUCACUCAUAUGGUGGUGGCUCCUCCUCCUCCUCUCACAGCGGUCGGGUCUGAAACAUUAGAGACUUUAAGGGUUUUUCUAUUUAACCCUUAAAGUGCCAGAUCAAUUUUAUCAUGUCACGCCCAUGAUCACGUGCUUCCCUGCAGCCAAUCAGGGAGCACCUUAGACUAUAAAAGCCUGCUUUGUCCAUUUCUCUGUGCCCUGUCAUAGUUUCCAUUGUGGUUAUCCGAGAGCACGUUCCUUGUAUUGAUUCUUGUGUAUUUGACCUUGGCUUCCCUUCCAACUAUUCUGAUUUCUCCAUUCCUUGACUUGUGGCUUGUUCCUCGUUUCCAUUAUUUCUACAUCUUGUCCUUGUCCUGUCUUGUGUUUUUUUCCUUUAUACGUUAAAUCCGGCCAUCCUGAGGCCCGGUAAUAUGUCUUAGGAAUUUUCUUUAUAUUUAAGUUCUGCAUGUUGGGCAUCAAGUGCCCCUUGGUGUGUUUGCACCAAUUAAAACGUUGGCAACUCGCAACAUAAGUGUGAAACCGCAAGAGAAGUAAUUAAUGAUUGCUUCCCUGGGUGGCCGCCGUUCAUAUAGAUGGACGUCGGCCAUUGGGAGCAUUCGUAUCCUGAAUGGGGAUGUUUCCCUAGCCGGAUUUCACCCAGGCACCCUGCGAACGGAGGCUGUUCAUGGCGGUUACCGUUCUGGGUGUCCCUGAGAUUGGUGGGAACACUCUUUGGGGACAAUGGCGGUUUGGCAAGCUUUCUGUAGCUGGGAGCCAAAGAGGUGGCCAGCUUUCCCGUGCUGGAAGGCUCCCAGGUACAGAGGCUCAUGGGAUGAAGACCCCUUGUCACCGGAGGUGAGAGAUGGGUGGCAGGAACAGGGGACAAAGAGACUGGAGUUCCGUUUCCGUCAGGAGACCCCUGGGAGGGGAUACAGUGGUGGGAACAGAGGACAAAGGGACUGUGGUUCUGAAUCCGUUAUACGACCCCUGGGAGGGGGAGGACCAUCGAAGGGGACAUGGUCUUUAUGUGUGAUCCACCCCUUGCAUGGGGAAAAGUAUAAAGCCGAGUGUGGCUAAUAAAGUUGUUGUUGUACCCCUGGUCCAGUUACUGGGGGGAAAUGGGUGUCUUCAUUUAUUAAUAGCGGAGGUAACCAACCGGGUUACCCAGGGUCCGCUACAACUGAUGGUAAGCGGGAUCCUACGUCCCUGCCAACAGACCCAUGGACUAUUAUUCCCUAAAAAGGGAAUGUUAAGACACCCCUGGUGUCUUUAAGAGAAACCGCUGUGUAGUUAACCUUUCCCUUUCGCAAUAUCAAUAACUCUGUUCGCAUAGACUGUAGUAUACGAACCACCAUCAGGGGAAGCGGUAAUCUCCCGACCGGGAUCCGUGAAAGGCUCCAAACUCCCGAACGGAAAUCCACGAACUGCUGCUAGCCACCGAACAACGAUAUCCACCAAGCGACUUUUAGUUCCAAUAAUCAGUCUCUAGGCGCAAAUAAUAAAUCCCCCCCAAUAACGAGACAGAAGCUCCGCAUUGAGGGUCAAAACAGGAUCUGGCUUUACUGUGGGCUACCUGCCCGUAUUUAUGCAGGUCUCCCACUUGGUGGACACUCCCCUAGGGGACCAAAUGGGAGACUGAAAUGACAGAUAGACAUGGGGACAUUUCAGACAAACAGAUGUAACCUUUUCCCACAAUGCAAUAUGGUUUCCUCCCCUCUGCCCUGGAGAUAAUUGAGAAGUAAUUCAAUUAUCUCCAGGACAAAGACAAAUCGCCAUCUUAAAUAAAAUGCCAGAAAAUACAUAACUUUAUAAUAACCGAACAUUUCACAUUCGCAUCACAUAUCCCCAGAUAGCCUGGAUCUGAGUGCAUAUUAUUAGCGAAUAGCGCUCAGAUCCCACACACAUAGUUCAAUCGCCAUGGAGUCAAAGUUCUUACAGUCUUUCGGUAUGCGAUUGACUCCAUGGGAAGGCUAUCUGAGUUAAGUCCUUUCGUGUGUUGUAAAACUCCCGAACGGCCGGUAUUCGUACGCUUUCGUCGAGGCAGCUAGGUGACCUGUUGUUUCAGCGGUGUUCGGGAGAAAAAGUGUCAGUUUUUAGUUCCAUGAAAUCAGUGCCGAACACCGCUGGGCUUUCGUGUGUUUUAAAAUGGCCGCUGCCUCGUGGUCGACAUACGAACAACGGCCACAAUGAAUUUGGUUUAAUUGGGUUAACCACAACGUUCUAAUUGGGAUCAAGAGGUUAACCAGCAGCACACUUCUAUCCUGGGUGGCCAUCCGUUUGGUAGAUUUGUUCGGUGAAAACAGUCAUUCGCAUGGCUGGGCUAUAGAAACAGCCAUUUACACGAAAGGGGGCAGAAAUAGACGAAUCCACCACAAUAGACAGUCAGAUAAUCAUCUGUCACAGGUAAACCCUACAAGACUUACUGGAAGCGAGAGGGAAAUCAGCCGGUUGCCGAUCUAAUGGAGGACUACCAGCUAAGAAAUGAAGCGGCUGCCCACAGCUAGAGGGUGAAGAAGGAGCCUUUGACAAGGCAAUACGACAGCACUUGGCCCUAUACAAAGAGACUCCCUCAGUCUCCCUGCCUGCUCCAGAUCAUGCAGGUCACAUAGUCGCUCAAAAUCUUGUAGAUACCCAUCAAUCUCAUCGUUAUCAUCGCAAAAUGCUUUAAAAGCAUGAUGUGGUAUCUUUGGCUUUACCUGGCUGAUGAUUGAAGCAGCCAUAGAUUCUGUUUUGGAGGGUGCGUCUUGCGGUCUGUGUGCCAUCACAUACUCCUGCACAUCCGCCAUCAGUACCGUCAGUAUUUCCGGUGGUACUGGCUGAGGUAGGAAUUCCAUCCUGGUCCUCAUUUCUUUUUGGAAGGGAGUCUCUUCCAUGGCUGGUGGGGGUGUAACACUGCGAGCUCUGUCUCCCUCCAUCAGUUCGGCAAUAAGCACAGCUUGUGGCUUAUUGCUGGCUGUCUUACCCCUGGCUUCUAAUAGUUCCUUCAAUGUCUGCUGUUUCAAAGCAGUGUAAUCUGUCUCCAUUCACCUCUGCAUUCGGUUCUUUGCUGUAUACAAAUUGCCAUUCACCUUCCUGUUUGGUAGUUUAAAUUACCCGAACACCGCUUUUUAAGGUUGGAUCCCGUCGCUUGCCACCAAUUGGAGCUGCAAGGUUAAAACACAAUAUCUCCGCUGGUACAAAUAAUCAUCCAACUGAAGCGCUGGAAAUGAAGGCAAUAUCCCAAAUCCCCCAGUAACCGGAUGAAACACAGUUCUGGGAGUCAACUGACGAUUUUAUUCACAAGCUCCAGUAUUUAUGUGAUUCCCCAUGCAAGGGGUUUCCUUAGUCACUUUACAGGGGUAUUACAGUAGAGGACUACAUGGGGAACUGAAUAUACAGAGCAUUUCUCCCACCAUGCACUGCUGUACGUGAGGGAUACUCCCACUAGAAUAUCCUGUUAAAUGGAUUAUCCCUCCGUACAGCAGAACUGACUUUUUACAUAAAAAUGCAUAACUUUAAUAUUAUACAUAGGAUUAUGCCGAAUGACCGUUCGGUAGAUAGCUGGGGAUUGAGCGCACACUUUGUGAAAGUACCGCUCAGAUCCCAGCAUAAAUAACCAAACGCCGCACGAAACAUACUUUACUUUACAUUCCUCUAAAAAAUACCGAAUAUAUAAUGGGGAAUAAAAUACCGAAGGACCAGUGCUCCCGAACGGCCUGGAAGUCCAACGGUGUUCACGCCAUCGAGUAGCCGAUUUUGGUUCCAGGCACUUGACGACCAAACACCGCUGGGCUAACAAAGGAUCCAAGAUGGCCGACCGCCGCGUGGUCGGUAGCCGAACGACGGCCACCCGGGAAAGUAAUUAACCGCCGAUUGCUACACUGUUGAAAUCGGUUAAUGGGAGCCACACGACCCUAUGUGUGUGGGCUCCCAUUUGGUACUUUAUUCGUUUCACGAACAGUGAGUAAAGUCACUGUUCGUGAAACUACCAUAUGAAUGCUAGCGGCUUUCGGCUGUUAGCAUAUGAAUGAUCUCAAUUACAGCAAUACCCGAAUACAAUCAUACACAGAAUAAAAACAGCUUUUGUCAGACAACCUUCAGAUUUUGAACAGUGCGACCUAAAGUGGCUAAGUUUGCCACAUGCACUGACAGUCACACACUCACUGAUAGAUGCAUACACUUAUUGACAGACACACACUCUCAUAUACACUGACAAACAAUGACAAACACACACUCACUCGACGUGUGUGUACGACUUCACCAUUCACUACAGACCCGGUAAGCAAAAUGGGAACACUGAUGGGUUGUCCAGACAGGCGGUCCUAGAGAAGUGAUCCGUGAGCCCUUCCCUGGUCAUCCCCAAGAUGAUCUGUUGGAAACAGACCAUGUAUGCCGGCUAGUGGUUAAGGGGGAGCUGUGUGGCGGACCCGCUACCUGUCCCUGAUUUGCCUGUCUUUACAUUGUGUGUGUGUUUUCCCCAUUCUUUCGUUUAUUGUGCCCACUCCCCGUUCGGGGGGUCUUCCACGAAGGGAAUCCAUUCACCUACCGAACGGGGAAAACCCCCAAUCCCUCAUUUAGAAUGUUAGCAUAGAAUGCUCACACCUUGCAACCUAAGUGUCAAACCGCAAAGGGAAACAAUUAAUGAGUGCUUCCCUGGGUGGUUGCCAUUCAUACAGGUGAACACCACCAGGGGGAGCAUUCAUGGAUUUCCCGCCCUGUUCGUCUUACAUACGAGGGCCUUGAGUGGUUGAAGAGAACCUAAUUAUCUCCAGGGAGAGAAAAACAUGUCCUUUUUAUAUUUUAACAAAUUUUAUUAAAAUCCAUAACUUAUAUUUCGCUGAACGUAGUCUCCAUGUUCCGCAUACCCCCAAGUAGCUUGGAUCUGAGCGCACAAUAUAGACGAAUAGCGCUCAGAUCCCACGAACACAGUUCUCAAUAUCGUCGAGUAAAGUUUUUAGUUCACGGGUUGUUCGGGAUAUUGAAUCCAAAAAGAGUUCCAUGACUGCAGCUACCUGGGGUCGGUCUAUCCUGUAUAGUCGGAAAGCCGUAUGAACGGAAACUUGGUACGCGUCAGCGGUGUAUGGCUGAAUAAGUGUCCAAAAAUAGUUCCAGAGGAUCGACGACCAUCUACCGCUGAGCGUUCAACGACUUUAAAAUGGCGACCAUCACGUGUUUGGCAAACGAACGUGGACCAACAAGCCUUUCAUCAAUUACCUUGCGGUUAACCGCAAGAUCUGGGGGGUAAAUGAGCUGCACACGACCUCUUGGGAGGUCGGAUGGUUCGGUAGUUUGUCCGGUUUAUUAAAAACUACACGAAUUAGCCAUACACACGAAUAAUUAGAUGAAGUGCUGUUUCUCUGAGUCUGUUCAAACAGAGAUUUUGUUACAAACGUUCACACCAAUUAAUCAGAACGUUUGAACUCGCCAUAUAGGUGUGGAACAGCAAGGAAGGGAAGUAAUGCUUCCCUGGGCAGCUGCCGUUCACAAAGACGAACAGCAGCCAGGGGGAGCUUUCAUACUCCAAAAAGAGACGCUUCCCUUGUCUGGGUUUUAGCCCAGGACCUCGCGAACGGAGUUUAGUCAGUUGAGGGGCCGAGGCAAGGGGCCCUGAGAUUGGUGUGGGCACUUUUAGGGCACUGGAGAGUUUGCCGUGCCCUCAUGAGCCUGAGGAACAAAGAGACGAGCUCUUUUCCCGCGACGGGCUUUUCUGUGCCUGGGAGACAAAGGAACGGUCCCUUUUUCCCGCACUGAGGCUCUUGAGAUGAAGAGCCCUGGCGGUUGGUGUGGGAAACCUUGUGACUUUAGUGGCGGGCUUUGGGGACAAAGGGGACAGAGUCCGUUUCUGCGCUAGGGACCCAGGGAGGGGUAGGAUCCUGGGAGGCGACCUUGUAUGUUUUGUGUGAUCCACCCCUUGCAGGGGGUUAUGCAUAAAAGCCAUGUGUGGCCAAUAAAAUUGUGUUAUACCUCCAGGACUGUGUGGACGAAAUGGCGGCGACUCAGGGUAAGUGAUCAUUAAUUUUUCCCUUGCGGUUUCGCACUUUAAGGUUAACUGGUGUUAAGGUUCUAAUGAGGUACAGGGGUGGUCCUCGUUCAGGAGUUGAACAAAGUGGGUUUGGCUACAAUAACACCCGAAUGUAAGUAAAGAAGAAAUAGCCGAAAGGCACAGUACGUUCUGCCACACUGAUUAUAGAGAGUGAGGUUGGUCACUGAAGUGAGUUGAAGUACACUAUACAGGGGGUGGUUUACACAGAGUAAGGUUGGUCACUUAGGUAAGUUGACGUUCACUAUACAGGGUGCUGAUUAUAAAGAAUGAGGUUGGUCAUUGAGGUAAGUUGACAUUCACCCAGUACAGGGUUGUUUUCAGGCAGAGAAGUCUAGUGGUUGGAGUAAAUUGACAAAUUGACAUUUUGACAUCAUACCACCUCAAUCCUUCCUUAUCAUUCUGUGUUGUUUGUCCUACCCAUCCAUCCCCCUCCAGUCCAGUUCUAUUGUGUUUAUGCUCGAUUACCCAUAUGCUUUGUUUCCCUGGUCCCGCUCUAGACGGCAGAAGAUGGCGCUGCCAGCACUCUAUACUGUGCUGUGUCCGAGGAGAUGGAAGGGAUCACAGGAAAGUACAUUGACAGUUCCUCCACGCUGACUCUGCCGUCUGACACUGCUCGGGAUCCGGCUGUGGCCAAGAAACUGUGGGAGGCGUGUGAAUCGGCCACGGGCUUGCAUGGCGGCCACUGAACCUUACCAAGACAUCAGACCUAGCCAUUUCUCUCACAAACCAAUGAAACAAAUAAAUAGUAUAUCAUAUCCUUCUGAAAAAAAACUCUACUGCCUUGUGAGACCUACAAUAUCUCUUACUUCUCCAGUCUCUCAUUUUAUUACUAAUUACAAUAUUUUACUAAACAGUGGAAUUAUCCAGAUAUAACUGAGCUUAAUAUCAAGAAUAACAGCAAUGAAAGCUGUCAAACCAAUGCAGGAAUGUUUUUAUUUAUCUCAUGUCACCCUCCUUUAACUUAUUCCUCCUUUAUGGUCUUAGCAUUCAAUGUACUCAUCAAUGCCACAAUUACGUCCGAUCUCAAGUAGGACAAUCAGCUGGUCACUGCUCUUAGCUUACCCUGUUACAGUCUAUGAUGAAUGUCCGCCCGCACCUCCCACGCACCCCCCUUCUGUCAAUCCCUACACAUUGGCUUCCCGUAAGAUCUAGGGCUAAUUUAAAAUUCUGGUUCUUGUUUACAAAUCUUCACAUAACGCUGCUCCAACCUAUCCUUCCUAAUACACAAUUAUGUCCCGUCUCUGCCGAAGACCUACGUUUGUCCUCUGUUCGUACUCCCACCUCUGAUGCUCUCCUUAAAGAUGUCUCUAGGGCUGCACCAUUCCUAUAGAACUCCCUUCGCUACUCUGUUAGAUUCUGACCCAGUCUCCAUUCCUUUGAAAAAAAAAUUUAAAAAAAUCACACUAUGCUAACCUGUUUUACCUUAUCUGUGACAUCUAGCAAUUAAGUAAACUUUUCUAGCAAACUACAUCUUAUAUAAACAGGAAAGAAAAUACAAUGCUGACUCCAAAGGAAGUAAAACUCUGUAAGAUGGAUAACCUAUAAAAUGAAAUACAAUAGGGAAGAACGCAAAGAAAAAACAGGUUGCACCAAAUAACAGAAUGUCUGUAAUUAAACAAUGAUAUAUAAUGAGUACUUUAGAAUAAUUAAUAGCUAUUUUGAUUGGUUUAUAAAUUAUAUAGUACAGUCCCACAUAAAGUCUUUAUGUUGGAGAUGAUUCUUGGAGAUGAGCAGUCUGAUCCUCACUGGUUCAGGUAAGUUCUGUGAUAUGUAAAGACAAUAAACACAUAGGAAGAAACCAAUUAAUCAAUAGUGGGAUUUUAUAUCAACCAUGGUAAAUUGAAAGAACAAUUGGAAAUGCACUCACAAGGAAGGAGCUAUUGUUUAGCUCCCAUAUAAAAGGCUUGUGGAAAUAUAAUCCUUACCAAGGAUAUAGGCGGAAGGAAGAGUCUGAUACCUUUCAAAAGUGAAGAUACAGUGGGUAUUAGCUCUUGUUGUGGACGUCUCACAUUAAAUAUAUUAAAACAGAGAAGCACCAAUAGUGUAAAUCAGUCUAAACACCUUGAUACAUUAUAUAAUAAUAGAAAUUCACUCACAAAGCAAGAGCUUCUAAUCAGCUCUUAGAACGGUACAAUCCCUGCUCACACUCUGUAAACGAUUCUUUUAGGUUCUAUGCAGGGUAGCAGAUACAGAGUACAAAGAGAGAAAUAAAGAGAAUAUAUUAAUAGCCACUUUGCAUAAUUGAAAGGAAAUGUACUUACAUAUAUAUGAAGUCAGCGUGAGUGGUAUAAUCCCCACCAGGGAUAUAGGAAACUACAUGGAGAAAGUGCAGCAGCAGAAACCUUCUGGAUUUGAGAAAUAUCAGGGUAAAUGCAGGACAAAAUAAAAACAAUUAGUUUUGAUGGUAAAAACAACUUUUAUUGGAAUUUACCAAACAAAGAGAUGAAUAAAUUAAAAUCAGUUAAAAACAAAAACCUUAUAUGGUAGCGCAACGCGUUUCGCCAACAGGCUUUUUCAAGCAGUGGAUUAACCAACUCAGAAAAUAAUAAAAGAACAAUAAACAGUAUCACAUGCACGUGUCAGAACCCAGACUGAGUUACAGACCAGUCAACGUGUAAUAUUUACCUGAUACGCUCCUUUAUACAUGGAACCUAACGUGUAAUAUGUACCCGAUACGCCCCUUUAUAUAUGGAACCUAACAUGUAAUAUGUACCCGAUACGCCCCUUAAUAAAUGGAACGUAACAUGUAAUAUUUACCCGAUACGAAAGAUUUAUUGUUUCUUUUCUGCCUGGUGUUCGGUAGAUUCAAUCUACCGAACAACCGCACGAAUGACUGUACCACCUGGGAGCUGGAGUGUGCCGGCAAUUAGCCUCCCUGAAGCUGCAGUUAACCGCAGCUUAAUUGAUGAAUGCUGGGUGGCCGCCAUUCGUAUCACGAACACGAGGUCGCGGCCAUUUUAAACAUACGAACGCACAGCGGUGUUCGAUGCCUAACUCAUGGAACUAAAAUUGGACACAGUUUGGCGCAAACACCUCAGAAGCUGCCGACCUCCCUUCUUGUUCGGCGGGAAUGCACGAACGGCCUGGUGUUCGGUAGUUUUACUUGAAAUGUUAUACCCCAGAUAGGAAUCCCAUGGAGCCCAUUCGUAUGAGAACUAACUGUGUAAAGACUUUGGCUCCAUGGCGAUUGAACUGUAUUCAUGUGGUCUGAGCGCCAUUCACUUAAUAAUGUGCACUCAAACCUGGACUAUCUGGGGAUAUGUUAAAUGUAUGCUUUUAAUGUUAUGUGUCUCACAUCGUGUAUUUUAAUAGUAAUUCUGUGUUAGUAUCCCCACAUGCAUAAUGGCAAUUUGCCUUUGUCUUGGGAGAUAAUUGAAUUACUUCUCAAUUAUCUCCAAGGCAGAGGGGAGGAAGCCAGGAUGCAUUGUGGGAAUAUAAUGUGACUGUGUGUCCUAUUUGUCUGCUUGUCUGUCCCUUGUCACAGUCUCCCAUUUGGUCCACCAGGUGGGAGACCUGCAUAAAUACUGGGCAGGUAGCCCUCAUUAAACAGACC
This is a messenger RNA of Pelobates cultripes (western spadefoot toad), 14825 nucleotides long. The record is from the annotation of a GenBank genome assembly. NCBI's taxonomy places the organism in Eukaryota, Metazoa, Chordata, Amphibia, Anura, Pelobatidae.